Cuscuta campestris is the source of this 2762-nucleotide messenger RNA. NCBI's taxonomy places the organism in Eukaryota, Viridiplantae, Streptophyta, Magnoliopsida, Solanales, Convolvulaceae. The record is from the annotation of a GenBank genome assembly.
CGACCAAAAAGGACGAGGAGGCGUCCUAGCCGUUUUGAUGAUUUCGUUUGAUGUUUUGGUUGAUUUAUUAUUGUAAAUUAGAUUUUCUUAGGAGAGCGUGAUAUAAGCUCCUUCAAGAGUUUUCUUUUCGGUUCUUUCCCUUGACGCCUUUAUUGAACCGACAGUGGAGUAACAAUGGUGCUUCCAUCUUUGACCUCAAUCACAACCAAUCACCAUGAGUGCCGAUGCCGGCAAGAACUCCGAGACUCCUUUGCCGCUAACCACGAUUAUGCAAGCCAUUCAAAACCUUGGCCUGGAGCUUAAUAACACGAAUAAACGCUUGGAUGCGUUGGCGAACCGAAUCGUCGGGGACGAUGCAGGAGUAUCUGGCCAGAAAACCCCGUCCCAUGAAAGCCGGUGGCAGCCUCCGCCGUCGCGCACAACGGGUCGUAAUGACUCGUCUGACCGGCAGCCGCGUUUGCGCAUCGACCCUCCACGUUUCAACGGAGAGGAUCCGGUGGGCUGGAUAUUUCGCAUUCAGCAAUAUUUUGAUUAUUUCUCGACGGCAGAGUCCGAACGCCUUCAGUUGGUUGGCGGCCUCAAACAACCGCUUCAACGGGAGCUUAAUCUCCGUAAUCCGGGAACAUUGGCCGAGGCAUUUGCAUUAGCACGUGAACUAGCGGCAUGCACGACGGUCAUGGGUCCAACCAAACGGGUAUGGCAGUCGGGCACUGGGGGUGUUUCAUCUCAGCCGCCAGUAGCUUCCUUAGAGGGCAGUAGCACCAAAUCAACCUCCUCCUUGCCUAUUAUCCGCCUUACACCAGCCGAACGGGCGGAACGUACUCGCAAGGGGUUAUGUUGGAAUUGCGAGGAGAAAUACGUACCCGGACACCGUUGUGCGCACAAGUUUUUGGCUCUACUGGGCACGGAUGAUGAGCAGCCGCUGGAUGAUUCUGCUCCAGCUGACCCGGAGGACGGCACCCUCAUUACGGGCGAUAUUUCGAGUAUUCACACAAUGUCAGGCGUUCCAAAUCCUCGCUCUCUUCGCCUUGCGGGUUCCAUUAACGGGUCUGCCAUUCAGGUUCUCAUCGAUGGGGGAAGUACCCAUAAUUUCAUCCAUCCUACCCAUGCUGAACGUUUAUGUUUGGUCUUGCAUCCCGUCACACCGUUCUGGGUGUAUGUAGGGAACGGUGAUUCCUUACGGUGUUCCUAUUAUUGUCCAAAAAGUCCACUGGUUUUACAGGGCCACACAUUUGAUGUUGAUCUAUAUUUGCUGCCGGUCCAUGGUCCCGAUGUGGUGCUUGGGGUACAGUGGCUACAAGGGUUGGGCAAAGUUUCUCAUGAUUAUUCGGCAAUGACAAUGGAAUUUAACUGGAAUAAUACUCUAGUGGUGUUGAAGGGUGAUGUAACUCCACCCAAGUCCCUGUCCUUCUCGGCCUUUCAAUCGCUAACCGCUUCGGAUGCGACGUUUGAACUCUAUGAGUUAUUUGCUAUGCAAGGGACGGAACCAGACCUUACCUUUUCCGAGGCAGACCUGCCUGAUGUUCCACCAGUGAUCCGCCAAGUCCUCCUCCAAUACGCCGGGGUGUUCCAGCUUCCUUCGGGCUUGCCACCGUCUCGUAUAUGGGACCAUCGUAUUUACCUUCAGCCGGGGACGAAGCCUAUUAAUGUUCGGCCUUAUCGUUACCCCUACUUUCAGAAAGGGGAAAUUGAACGUCAGCCGGUAGCCAACAUCCUGGAUGUGAUUCGUAGUGAGAAUCAUAGCAUGGCAGACCUUCGUGUGCUUCAUGAGGCCGCGGCACGUGGGACACUGGCAUUCCCCUACUCGGUUCACGAUGGUCUCCUGUAUUACAAGCAUCGGAUUUGCAUCAGUUCCACGUCUGAUUUGCGUUUGCAGUUGCUAACCGAAUACCAUGCUUCCCUAGCCGCUGGGCAUACUGGCCUAGGGACCUCCCCGUUUCGUGCGUUGUAUGGCCGUCACCCGCCUCCGCUAAUUCCUACACGGCCCAUUUCUAGUCGGUGUCCCUCCGUGGAGGCCAUGUUGACAGAGCGGGCAGAGUUACUGGGAGAGCUGCGUGACCACCUGCGGAAAACACAGCAGCGUAUGCAGGAGCGGGCGAAUCAACAUCGAAGGGACGUGUCCUUUGCCGUGGGGGACUGGGUUCUGUUGAAACUUCAACCGUACCGCCAGCACUCGGUCGCCAAACCCCUCUCGGUAAAGCUAUCGCAGCGGUAUUAUGGACCAUUUCAGACUUCUCCCACGUCGUCUGGCCCCCUCCCACGUGAUUUUGUGAAGGGCCGACCAGUGGUAAUGCCUACGGCGGCAGUGGGUACACGUACCGUUUUAGUGCAUGGCAUUCCCCAAGAGCAGUGGUUAGUGACCUGGGCGGAUGGCGGUUUGGAGGACGCGACUUGGGAACCGGUGGAGACCAUCACGAAGGCUUUCCCCGAUCUUCAACUUGAGGGCAAGUUGGUUCUCGAUCCGGGGGAGAAUGUUACAGAUGCUACGCAGACACCAACUCGGGGCACACGACCAAAAAGGACGAGGAGGCGUCCUAGCCGUUUUGAUGAUUUCGUUUGAUGUUUUGGUUGAUUUAUUAUUGUAAAUUAGAUUUUCUUAGGAGAGCGUGAUAUAAGCUCCUUCAAGGGUUUUCUUUUCGGUUCUUUCCCUUGACGCCUUUAUUGAACCGACAGGUUAGAUACUUGAGUUGUGUUAGGGUUAGCAUACCUCUUUAUUAUAAAUAGGAGGAUAAUUGAGUAUUGAAUAAUGAGAAAUGAAUUAA